Schizophyllum commune H4-8 is the source of this 897-nucleotide messenger RNA. RefSeq lists its product as uncharacterized. The transcript is spliced from 5 exons. NCBI's taxonomy places the organism in Eukaryota, Fungi, Basidiomycota, Agaricomycetes, Agaricales, Schizophyllaceae. The record is from RefSeq and is a predicted model, not a curated record. Bases 1 to 897 code for a protein of 298 amino acids.
AUGUACGCGCGCUGUAGAACGACACGCAAUCUAUCGCGCCUGCUUGCUCUUGCCUCUGUCCUGCUCCUGGCGCCGUGCGUAGCGGCGGACGACAAUGCUUUUGACUGCAAGAUUACUAUAGACGGCACGCAGUAUGACCUUACGCCUCUGGGAGGGGAGAAGAGUAUUGCGCGAACAAGAGAGUUGCCCCCGAGUACGAUGGUGGACACCUUGAGGUUCGAUAUAUGUGGAGAGCUGCCGAAGCAGGAGGGCGUGGACGAGCGGGACCAGUGCCCAGCAGGAACUCGAGCAUGCCUGACCACGAUCAACAAGAAGCCGGAUCAUGAGGACCGUGUCGUGUCGGUCGUUCCAGUAGCCCAAAGCUCAUCCCUCGAACCGUCAUACUCCUUACUAUCAUCACCAGAUGGCCUCUCACUGACGCUGCACGGCGCCUCCUACCCACAUCCCACGAACUCGACACCUACGCCUCAAGCACUAGUGAUGACGUUGCUAUGCGCUUCGGAAGCCUCAGACCCUUCAUUCACCUCAUACGACGGUGAGGAACUGCGCGUAGAGUGGAAGCACACCGCAGCUUGCAAGGACGCUCCCCCGGACGGCGGCGAGAAGGACGGCGGUAAUGAGGAUGACAAGACCCCUGCUGAAGGAGAUGAGCCCGUAUCUGAGGGCAUGGGCAGCGGGGUCGGAUUCUUCUUCCUUAUGUUGGGACUGGCUCUCGUCAUGUAUUUCGGCUUGGGCGCCUACUACAACUACACCACAUAUGGUGCGACGGGGAUGGAUCUCAUACCGCAUCGCGACUUCUGGAGGGAGGUGCCGAAUAUGUUCAGGGACGUCGUCGCGCACUUGUGCUCGAACGUGCGACCACGGUACAACAGUCGCGGAGGGUAUAUCGCUGUGUAG